AUGGCGGCUGAAGAGCAAAAUGACAAAGCGAAAGCUAAGACCAUGACUGUAUUAGGUCCAUUCGAUGUCGAAGACACAUUAUUUGGACCAGUCAUGAUGUACGAAAAAAUCAUUUCCAAUCCAGCAUCAGGACAAUCCAUGGUGACUUCAUCUUCGGAUAAUACAACAAGUAGUCGACAAGUUCCGUUCACAAUGGAGAAUCUAUCAGAGAUUCGUUCAAGUCCAUUUCAAUAUCUAGAGAAUAUGCUACUAAACUCUGAGAAUGAAGCCUGUAGAGAAAUUCGGCAUUUAUCCGAUGGUGUAGCAAACGAUGUCAAGGUUGUCCUCUUGGACAUGACAACUGCCAAAGAGGGACGAGAUCACAAGGCAUGCCAAAGAAUUUCCCAGCAGCUGGGAAUUCACCUUCUUAUCGGAACAACGUGUCCUACAGAACAUCCUGACAUGGAUACCACCAACACCAACACCAACACCAACAGUACUGCAAUGGACGGCUUUCAGAGAAACAUGGAACACAUGGAGCGAGAGUUGAAGUACGGAAUUGGUACUAGAAGUGAAGAUGACUACAAAAACCUAACUUCACCAGACAGCAAAAUUGUGCGGUGCAGUUUUUGUGGUCCCAUGCACAUCUCGGAAGGUUUUCCUGUAGCAGAACAAAAUGAGCUGAAGGCAUACGCAGCUGUUCAGGGGGGCAGCAAUGCUCCCUUGGUUCUAGUAGCGCCCUCACUCACAGCAGUCUCGGGGAUAUUAGACUUUGUGACGAAUAGUGGUGGAAUCGUUAGCAAGACUAUAGUGGCACAUGCCGAUCUGUUGCUGCACCGACAUGCGCAACAAACCGACAUGACUUUGGCACUUCAAAUUCUUCUAGAACAGGUAUUGGAUCGCGGAGCCAUUGUUUGUUUUGACAGCUAUUCCGUCUCCGCAUGUGCGUUCUUUGAUUUUGACCAAGACUUUCCAACUCUAGCCAGCGUUGUGGACACCGCAUCCAACCUACUUUCGAAGAAAGCAAAGUACGCGGAACAAAUUGUUCUCAGUGCUGGCAUCAUGAUGAAACUACAACUCAAAAGGUACGGUGGCGUUGGAUAUCCAGUUGUUCUGAAAGAGCUAGUACCAAGACUGAAAAAGAAAGAAGUUAUUACGAGUGAGCACAUUGAGUUGAUGCUGAACAAGAAUCCACGUCGAUUGUUGCAGUGGUGGGUGCCUCCUCCAACUCCUGAAGUACCCAAGUAUUACUUGACAUGUUCGAUAUGCAAAAAGAAAUUCGAACCAAUAAUGGGAGAAUACUUUUCAAAGUAUACCUUCGUCUACUGUGGAACGAAAUGUCUCCGCAAACAUCGAAAAGUAGGGUUCAAACCAUUGGAAGAAGCAGAAAAAUCAUGA
This is a messenger RNA of Cylindrotheca closterium, 1377 nucleotides long. The record is from the annotation of a GenBank genome assembly. Lineage: Eukaryota; Bacillariophyta; Bacillariophyceae; Bacillariales; Bacillariaceae.